GCAGCGAGGAGAGAAAAAAACCCAAAGGCAGAGAGAGCGCUAAAUAAGCACGGCCAUGCCGAUCCUGCACGGUUAAUGCUGAAAACAAGGCCGGCGACGGUCACUGCUGCUGCAGCACAAUCUUUGCAAUGCUUAGAAAAUAUAUACCCGGUAAAAUAGAUUCUCAUUCGUCUUUUAAUAGUAGCGUAAAGAGUGUCAGAACAGAUGAGGAUGAAGGGCCGCCAUGUUGCACCAGGAACUUUUCAUGCAAAGGCAUAAACCAACUAGGGAGUGAUUUUUGUUUCCGGGAGGAAGGGAGGUAUGUAGACUCUUUUAGCAACUGACUGAAGAAAAGAUCGGUAGAUUCAAUGAACUGUCAUUUUGCAAAGCGAAAGAGCACGGGAUCUGAAUGCAAUCAGAAGGAAGGUUAAGUGCUGUUGGCAGGGAGUUCCAACAUCCUUAUCCAGGAACAGAAAAAGAUACAUUUGGAGUUAAUUUCCAAAUCAGGAUGCCGUGCAACUCGGAGGGGACUUGUUCCAAUAUGCCUGUUGCCCUUAUUCUUCACAGUAAGAAGAGGUUAAAGGCUUGAGAAAUCCUGUCAGAACAGUCUUGGUGGAAAAUAAGGAAAGAUGGAUCAUGCCUGUGACUAUAAAUUGACAGUGGGUACCACUCUGCCCUUUAAUAAUGCGCAACAAUUUUCAACUACACUGGGUUUCAAUGUUUCAGAGAGCAAUGGGCCAAGCAGCAGGACUGGUCAGAACAUUUGUGGAAGAGAAAACUCUAAUCUUCAGGAUGGUGGUGGUGUUCAGCAGUCAAUUGAUUCACAGGAUGAUGCAAAACCUACAUUUAAUGGACAUGCGUCAGCACGAUCCUAUAUUCCACUACGCAAACUGCAAGAUUUAGCUUCUAUGAUUCCUACUGGAUUCUCUGAGCCUACAGAGAAAAAACAAUGGUCUGAGUCCCUUGAGAAUUCUAUGACCCAGGACUGUUGUACAAUUGACAGAGUUGGUCACUCUUGCUCAGAAACAGGGUUUCCACUCGAUGCUUCACCAGAAUUGAAGUUAAAAAUAACUAAAUUGGUUAUGAAUGGAAAAAUGAUGUUUGAAUCAAGCAUUUGCAGUGAGAUGGAAAAAGAGGAUGAAAAGGAUUCUGAAGAGCAACUUGCUAACAUAAAAGAGGUAGAAAUACCAGAAUUCCACAGAGCAAAAAGAAUGAGAAAGAAAAAUAUUAAAUAUAGUCCUUCCCAUGAAUCUGAACAGAAAGAAGACAAUCCAAUGGAUUUUUAUUCUUCAGUUUCUGUGGAACAAAAAAAGAAUUCUGUUGGAAGACGAAAAAAGGUGAUUCCUGUGAAGUUUGAGAUUGGAGAUUUGGUCUGGGUGAAGUUCAGCAGACGUCCUUGGUGGCCCAGUGCAGUCUGUGUUGAUCCUGUACUGAAGAUUCACACCAAGAUGAAGGAUCCAAGCAGAAGGCCUUGUCGACAAUAUCAUGUUCAGUUUUUGGGCAUCUUUAUUGAGCAUGCAUGGGUUGCUUCAGCAGUGGUUGAACCAUUUGAAGGAAGAGAUCAGUAUGAACUGCUGGUGCAAAGGAAUGCCAAAAAUGCAGAAAGUGAUGCACAGAGAAAUAAGAUAUCUAUUAAACUACAUGCUCGAUGGGAAGCUGGUGUUAAUCAGGCAGAAGAAGCAUUUUCAAUGUCUCCCGAGGACAGAAUAUCCAAAUAUUGUCGAAUUGGUGAAUCAAGCUUACUGCAGAUUGCUGCAAAUGAAACUUUUGAUGCUCAAUACAAUUCAAAGUCCAAGGUGCUACAUAAUUCAGCUGUCUCUAGCAGUCAAUCCAAAGGAUCUGAAAACUGUUUCCCUUCAUGUACAAAUAGGGAAAGCAAGAGGAUUAACAACUCGACUACCGGGUGUCCUUCUGACUGUAAAACCAGAAAAGGAAUGAGAAACAAGUUCUUAAAACCCAAAGUUCUUAUCAAAGAAUCUGCUUUGUGCAUAAACAAUACAAGGAAUGAUACCCCAGAGAACUCUGCGACCUUUUUAAACGGCUUUGUCGAGCAAUCAACUGAGAUGGUUUCGGGCACAACUCCAAAAUCCAACUGUAUUGUUGAACGUUCUUCAACCCAUAAUAAUAUCAUAAGUACAUCAGAGAUUGUUUCAGCUGCAACUGCAGUAUUAAACUGGUCAGAUGAAGGAAUUCAUAAAGAAUCAUUUAAUGUUGGAAAUGGUACCACUUCAAUUGAACACAAGACAAAAACGAAUUCUGAACAUUAUGGUGUCAGUAAUGGGACUGGAGCUCAGUUUGAAGUCACCUGCCAGAAUACACAGAUACAAACACAGGAUGCAGACCAUUGUAUCCAACAAAUGGAUGAGCUGGUACUCACCCACGAUGUUGAAGAGAAAUCUGAACCUAUACUGUGGAAAAGAAUGGACCAGGCACAGUCCAGUAUUACAGAACUGAAACACACCUUUCCAUUAGGUAAACGACAAAGGAAACCCAGUAAAAAACUUCUGGAAUCAACAGAAGAUUAUGAACAAUUGUUUAUUUCAAAAAAGAAACCUUCCUUUCAACAGGGCACAUCAAACUGUUUAGAAAAAACAAUUUGUCAAACACAAAUACAAGAUUUUAAAAGCUGCAAGAAUGAAUUAAAGAAGCGACGACACAAAAGAAAUUUGACUGAUCCACAGACAUCUGCAAAGGAGAAAACCCUGCCUAAAAUUGAAAAUGAUUCAGCCUUGUCAAAAUCUAUUCUCUGCCAAUCCUUGCCCAUACAGCUCGCUCACUCAACACCAACAGUAAAACCAGCCACAUUCAAACCUAUGCCAAAACUGUGUGCAGUCAUGCCCUGUGCAGAGGGUGACCAGUCCUCUCUUUGUAGAGAAGUUGCCCAGCCCUCGCCCGACACAGAGGGUGUCCAGUCCUCGCCCUGCCGGGAUGAAACCCAAUCCUCUCUAGGUGGUGAAGGUACCCAGUCCUCUCCGUGUGGGGAGGUUGCCCAGUCAUCGCCCUGUGGGGAGGGUGCUCCAGCAUCGCCCUGUGGGGAGGGUACUCCAGCAUCGCCCUGGGGGGAGAGUGCCCCCGUGUCGCCCUGUGGGAAUGGUGCCCUAGCGUUGCCCCUAGGGGAGGGUGCACUGUCCUCGUCCUGCGGGGAGAUUACGCCGACGUCGCCUAGCAGGGAGAGUGUUCCUGUGUCGCCCCACAGGGAGGGUGCUGCACUGUCGCCCUGUGGGGAGGGUGCACUGGCCUCGCCCUGCGAGGAGGAUAGCCUAACAUCACACAGCAGGGAGAAUGUCCCUACGUUGCUCCACGGGGAGGGUGCUCCUGCGUCGCCUCGUGGGGAGGUUGCUCCAGCGUCGCCCCACAGGGAGUGUGCCCCAGUCUCGCCCCACAGGGAGUGUGCCCCAGUCUCGCCCCACAGAGAGGGUGCCCCUGGGGAGGGUGCCCCUGCGUCACCUAGCGGGGAGGGUGCCCCGGGCCUGACCAUGAUACAAGAAUCUCAGUCUAAAAUUCAAUUAAGAAAAUCCAAGUUAGAAGGUGGAUGUAUGGAGUCCGUUUGUCAAAGGGAACAAUCGCAGUCCAUUCCUGCUGAUGAUCUAUUUCAGUCCAUGAGAGCAGGAGAGCAAUACCAGUGCACUCGUACGGAGGCACAGUGCCUGUCUGCAUCGACAGCAGAUCAGUCCCCUUCCAAGAUUGCAGAAUAUCAAUCCCAGUUUUUGCCAGCAAAUGCACAAUUCCAUACUUCGUCUGUGAAGGAAGGUUUGUCUAUUACAGUCACAGAAUGUCACCAGUCCUUAGAGGCAGAAGAACAAUCUAUUCUCCCUCCUGCUCCAAAGCAAGCAGAUUCACGGAAGUGUAAAAAGAACAACAGUCUUCAAAACCGGUGGCAUCGUAGAAGCAGUCUGCAUAAGCGACAAGUUUAUCCUGUACUACAACCUCUACAUAGGGCUAAAGCUGAAACAAUGCGACAGACCACGUCACCUGGAAAUACUGAUGGAAAACGUCAGAGAAAACCUACUAAGAAGCUGUUGGAAUCAACAGGAGAUUUUGAUCAGCUGUUUAUUCCAAAGAAAAAAUUAAAACGUGACUUUCUUCAUUCAUUUAAGCCUUCCCUGCAGUCUGAAGCCAGAAGUUCAAAGAAGGUUCAAGCCACGGUAGAUAAUCCUGUAGUACAGUCUGUGAAAUGCCAUUUAGGUGAAAAUAGUAUCUCAAGCAGAAGAACGGUUUGUAAAAGUGAAAAGAAGCUUCCACAGAUAUUAUCUUCCAAUAAGGACCAAAUUCGACUGAGGUCUGGAAGUGAAAAAAAGAAUGAUAAUCAGUCAGAUUCUGCUGAUGAAAAUGACUUGGAUGGAUUUCUAUCAACGUCAAGGAAAGCACAAGUGGAACGUGGUGGAGGGGCUGCUAAGAAAGAAAAUGUUUGUCAGCUUUGUGAGAAACCUGGGGAACUACUGCUUUGUGAAGGUCAAUGCUGUGGUGCCUUCCACUUAACGUGCCUCGGUUUAACCAAAAUGCCUGAAGGAAAGUUUAUGUGCAGUGAAUGUACUACAGGUAUUCACACUUGCUUUGUAUGUAAAGAAAAUGAGAAAGAUGUGAAGCGAUGUCUUAUGCCACUCUGUGGAAAGUUUUAUCACAUGGAAUGCAUUCAGAAAUACCCCCUCACCAUUCUGCAAAACAAAGGAUUCAGAUGCUCAAUCCAUGUCUGUCUAUCUUGUUAUGCCUGCAACCCUUCCAACCCAAGAGCAACCAAAGGUCGAAUGAUGCGCUGUGUCCGCUGUCCUGUUGCUUAUCACGCCAGUGAUAAUUGUCUGGCAGCUGGAUGUGUAGUCCUGGCUUCAAACAGUAUCAUCUGUACCAACCACUUUGCUGCAAGGAGGGGCUGCAGGCAUCAUGGGCAUGUCAAUGUCAGCUGGUGCUUUGUAUGCUCGGAAGGUGGCAGCUUGCUUUGCUGUGAGUCAUGUCCUGCUGCAUUUCACCGCGAGUGCCUGAACAUUGAGAUGCCAAAAGGGAAAUGGUAUUGUAAUGAUUGUAAGGCUGGCAAAAAGCCACACUAUAAGGACAUCAUCUGGGUAAAACUUGGUCGUUACAGGUGGUGGCCUGCUGAAGUUUGUCAUCCAAAAAAUGUACCUACAAAUAUCCAAAAGAUGAAACAUGAAAUUGGCGAGUUUCCUGUCCGCUUCUUUGGCUCCAAUGAUUACUUCUGGACCUACCAGGCACGAGUGUUCUCGUAUAUGGAAGGGGACAAAGGGAGUAAAGACAAAAAAUGCAAAGGUCUCAACACUGUCUUUAAAAAAGCACUACAAGAAGCAGCGGAAAGAUUUGAGGAGCUGAAAGCCCAAAGAGAGAUGAGGCAGGCGCAAGAGGACAAGCGGAAUGAGAAAAAACCACCACCAUACAAACAUAUCAAGGUAAACAAGGCCGUGGGCAAAGCUCAGAUCUACACUGCUGAUCUCUCCGAGAUUCCACGAUGUAAUUGUAAGACAACUGAUGAGAAUCCCUGUGGGGUAGAUUCUGAAUGUCUGAAUAGAAUGUUAAUGUAUGAAUGCCAUCCAGCCGUCUGUCCUGCAGGUGAAAAAUGUCAGAACCAGUGCUUCACCAAACGGCAGUAUCCUGAAGUGGAAAUUUUAAGAACUCCAGGGCGAGGAUGGGGUUUACUUGCAAAAUAUAACAUUAAGAAGGGAGAUUUUGUGAAUGAGUAUGUGGGUGAGAUAAUAGAUGAGGAGGAAUGUUAUGCUCGAAUCAAAUAUGCACAGGAACAUGACAUCAUCAACUUCUACAUGCUUACUCUUGAUAAGGAUCGGAUAAUUGAUGCAGGCCCAAAAGGAAAUUAUUCCCGCUUCAUGAAUCAUAGCUGUAAACCAAACUGUGAGACACAGAAAUGGACAGUAAAUGGUGACACUCGAGUUGGACUGUUUGCUUUGUGUGAUGUUGCAAUUGGAUCAGAGCUGACAUUUAAUUAUCACCUGGAAUGUUUGGGCACUGGGAAGACUGCAUGUAAAUGUGGAGCUCCAAACUGCAGUGGCUACUUAGGUGUGCAGCCUAAGAAUAUACAAAGUUCCACAGAUGAAAAGAAGGUAAAGAAAAGGCAAAUGCUUCCAAGAAAGCGUAAGCAGCGGUCUGAAUUAGUGAAGGAUCACGAGGAAGAAUGUUUCCGUUGUGGAGAUGGUGGGCAGCUCGUUAUCUGCAAGAAAUCUGGGUGUCCAAAGGUGUAUCAUGCUGAUUGUCUGGUCUUGAAUAAGCGUCCUGCUGGUAAAUGGGAAUGUCCAUGGCAUCAGUGUGACGUGUGUGGGAAAGAGGCAGUCUCUUUCUGUGAGCUGUGCCCCAGUUCUUUCUGCACGGAUCAUAGGGACGGAGCACUCUUCAUCUCCAAACUAGACGGCCGACUUAGCUGUAAUGAACAUGAUCCAUGUGGCCCAGUUCCUUUGGAACCAGGAGAAAUUAGAGAGAUUAUGCCACCACCUAACAGCCAUGUAUUACAUACCUUUCAAUCAUCAGAUUCCAUGCAUAUUCGGUGAAUGGAGUGCCUAUUUAUGGUGUUCCUCUGAAAGUAGUGUGCAUGUGUGCACAAAUAGGUGGAGUCAACUUGGUUGACAGGUGCAAGGUGCAUAAUUCCAAUAGCUGUUGGUUACUUGUACUGAGUUAAAUGAACUUGGACAGAUGUAAACUUGAACCACAUGCUCAUUUUCCCAAUAUCCUCAGAACAAUUAUACUUGGAUUUAUACCUGGGGCAUAAGAGGCAUGGCCAGAUCAUGCAAGAAUUUUGGUUAAAACUACAGCAAGGCCAGUUAUUUUUUUUGAACCCAGUGAACCUAGUUAUGUGUAGCCUUUUAAUGUAUCGUGGUAUAAUGCUCACUUAACAUAGGAUCAGUAAAUUCAUCUAGCAUGUUUUUGGCAUUGUAUGCUCAGUCUAGUUCCAUUCCUAGAAGUAGGUGAUCACUGAACGGAGUAGUUGCCAUGUGUUGUAAUCAAUGCAUCUUGUGGAAUAGUAACUUCAAUUCAUUGAUUAAAUCUGCUUUCUCCUA
Messenger RNA from Leucoraja erinaceus (little skate), 6989 nucleotides. RefSeq names its product histone-lysine N-methyltransferase NSD2-like. Gene Ontology annotation, cellular component: nucleus; chromatin. The transcript has 26 exons. Gene Ontology annotation, molecular function: protein binding; histone H3K36 methyltransferase activity. The record is from RefSeq and is a predicted model, not a curated record. NCBI's taxonomy places the organism in Eukaryota, Metazoa, Chordata, Chondrichthyes, Rajiformes, Rajidae. Gene Ontology annotation, biological process: regulation of DNA-templated transcription. The coding region runs from base 609 to 6482 and encodes 1957 amino acids.